Eufriesea mexicana is the source of this 3014-nucleotide messenger RNA. RefSeq names its product Tetraspanin 5D (gene Tsp5D). NCBI's taxonomy places the organism in Eukaryota, Metazoa, Arthropoda, Insecta, Hymenoptera, Apidae. The record is from RefSeq and is a predicted model, not a curated record. The transcript has 6 exons. Gene Ontology annotation, cellular component: plasma membrane. Bases 1082 to 1855 code for a protein of 257 amino acids.
CGAACGCCUUCAGGUGAGAAAUUCGCGUCGCGACGUUUCGACUCGCAGCGUGGCUAAAGGCGACAUUCCCUCUGUCGGAUUAGAGAGUUGGAUAAAUAAUCAUCGCGCGGACGCGCGCGUCGCGAUCGCAGGAAAACGGCAGGUGAAACCGCGGUGGAGCAGCGAAAUCGGUCACGCUAAUUACCGGGCUAGCUGCUACCUGGAGUUGCUGCUCUCGCGAUUAAUUAGAACGACGCGUCGAGAGGAAAAUCGCGGACUGGAUCUUUUAUUCAGCUGCUCGACGCGCGCCACUGGAUCCAUUAUUUACGCGCGUGCGAUGCGCCAUGUUUAAUGCAUGGACAAAAUCCGUCGAACGCGCAAACACUGCUUCCCGAGAUCCCGAUUCCCGAUAUCGGCCCCCGUGGAAUCUUUCGUAUUGCUUUUGCAAUUCCGACGACGCCGAUGCGCUCACUUUUCCGAUGUCAUCCGCGGAAUCAAAAUCGAAACCGAUUUCUAUUCCGGGUAAAGCGUAACGAAUAAAUUCCGAGGACGUGAAACGACCAUAGAAGUUCCAAAGCGUCCUUUAUCAUCGAGGAUAAAGAAAAAUCGGUUACGAGGAUCGAGAGGAAAACGGGCUGGCAGAUUUGCGACGACCUUGGCAUGGCGGUCGCCACUCAGCGUGCGACCAUAGGAAAGUGACGUCUCCGUGCGCGAGCACACCUUUCCAUAGGUGUUACCUCCACCACGAAGCGGACCCACGCGAUCGUGAUCGGGAUCGCGUAUAGGUGAGAGGCCUCGCUGUCGGCAGGGUGUCCCGUUAGGGGACCUAGAAGGCCCAGAAGGGGCCACAGCCAAUCGUAUCAACCUGGUUCCGAACACACCGGAACGGAUCCUCGACCGAUGAGGAUCGCCUGCCAACCGGUCGGGCUGAUCAGUCGACCGGUACGAUUUACCAAUCGCGUUUCUCGUGUCGCUGAUUCAAUACGAGACAUUCGGGGCUAGACACUCAAGAGAGGUCGACGACAAUGACAGCUCUGGCGCCGAAAUUUCACUGAACCACUGCCAGGCCUAUCGUUGACACCACCCUGCGAGGCUACCAGCCAUGAGCCGCACGGGAUACACGUGCAUCAGGCACGUCUUCUGCACCCUCAACGUUCUCAUCUGGUUAUGCGCUUGCGGAAUUUUGGGUGCAGGCCUCUGGCUGCGGUUGGUCUACUCCGGAUACGCGACCUUGGUGCCGAACUACAGUUUCGCGUCAGCUGACUCGCUGCUGCUGGCUGCCGGAUGUGUCACCUUCGUCAUCGCCUUCUUCGGAUGCUGCGGUGCCUGGUUCCAGUCCAGAUGCAUGCUGAUCACGUACUUCGGUCUGGUGAUACUGAUGUUCCUGGGCGAGUUUAUGCUAGGCACUCUGGCCUUCGUGUUCAGAGAGCAUCUGGCGAAGAGUCUGAAAGACGAGCUGCUCUUCGGUAUCGAGAAGCAUUAUAACAUAACCUCCGAACCCGGAACCCUGCCCGCGAUAUGGGACAACAUACAAUCGGAGUUCCACUGUUGCGGCGUACGGGACUACACGGAUUGGUUCCGAAUCGACGCCUGGCCGACGGAGGACCGUGUGCCUUCUUCGUGUUGCGUGCAGAGGGUAUGGCAUUGCGGUCGCCUGGACCCCGAGGGAAAGAACAAGGAGCUCUGGUACAAGGAAGGCUGCGCGACCGCUAUUCAAAUGUGGUUGGUGACCAGGCUGCAUGUGGUCGGGACCGUUGGUCUCGUUGUGGCUUUUCUUCAGCUGUUCGGACAGGUGGCCAGCAUGAUCCUGUUCUGCACCGUCAGGCACAAGAGGUCAUCCCACACGUACAAGAGCUACGACACCACGAACACCUAGAAUUUCAGAUGGAUCUUAGACGAGACCAGUGUCUAAGGUCCAUCGAACCCUAACAACUAUAUAUUACGCGACACGUCCGCGAUGAUCGCCAUCUUCUUCGCGCUGUCUGAAGAGGAUUUCGAUUGUUGUGCGCGCUAACCCCUCGAGCGACAUCUGGAUUCCUGUAAACACCCUUCGACGAUGUAAUUCUAAGGCGAAAGAUACCUUCCCUGUCGUAGAAUUCGAGUAGGACCAGUGAUCACUGCGAACCGUUCGGUUCGCGAAAUUUCUGCUUACCCGCCAACAAGAUGGCGGCGCGUGAUAAUUAACGAGGCGAAUUCGAAGACACGUACGACCAGCUGUUAGUCCCAUUCCUAUUCUAUUCAGCUGACUAGCUUUGCUAGCUUUCAACGAGAUAUCGUGGAUUCGUAGAGGUAGCUACAUACUCUGGGAAAAGAUCUGGAAAUUCAUCAUUGUCACCGAAUUCGUUUCACGAGCGGCGAUUAUUAGAGCGCCAGCGUCUCAGAGAAUUUUAUAGGAUGCGAACAUUUAUGUUAUCUUGCAUGCGAAUGUGUUUAUUUAAUAGGGAUAACUUUAUCGCACACGAAGCAUACCAAAAUUGCGUCUCGUGCAACGAGGCUUCGCCCGACGAUCUCCAGUCGAUGUUUGGAUCCUUCGUUCGACGAGUAUGCCUGGUUGCACGAACGCGAGCACCACUAUUUUUACUCGUUAUCGUUUAAGAUCGACGUCGACACGCCCGCGGAAAUUCCUACCCUUCUUCUCUCGCUUAGCUUUAAAUUUCCCGGGUGUGCCGAUCGAACCGUUUUCAUCGCAUAACUCGAUCGCGUAGAUCAUCGAGUAGUUGGUAAUCUAGAAUACGCGAGACGCAUAUUGUUUAUUCGAGGAUGCGCGAUCUCGGGUUCGGCUGGAUACGAGAUCGCGAACGUCGAUUAACUGCUUCGAGAUGUUCGACGCGAACUUCGUUACGUUACAUGUAUAUUGUUCGAAUAAUAAAUAAUAUAUUUACGCGACUCUCCGAAUGCUCUUUGCCCAGCCUUGCUGACUGGGGACUUAUUUAGAAACUCGCCGUGACGUGUCUGCGUCGUCUGAAUCAGAGCUAAGUUCCUCGGGACUAUCUUCUGAGUCACUGUCACGAUUUUAUUAAUCCGUUAACUAACAG